Molecule: messenger RNA, 4133 nt
Organism: Brassica napus (rape)
Lineage: Eukaryota; Viridiplantae; Streptophyta; Magnoliopsida; Brassicales; Brassicaceae
Exons: 2
Coding region: 1652-1906 (84 amino acids)
Source: RefSeq, a predicted model, not a curated record
AAAGCUAGAGUCCGUCCAUACAAGUAUUUUGUGUGUGUACCACCGAAUUUGUCUGUUUAUGUUAUCGCCCUUCUUUUCUCAUUCCCACGAGCCACGAUCACAAUUAUGUUUUGCAAUGCCAUUGAUAUUGAUUGACAAACUAAACAAUUAUAAGACUCGUGGAUUUGUAUGGUCAAAUAUAUUCCGAUCAAAUUAUUCGCAUAAGUGUGAGAUAAAAUACGUACUUUAUCUCCUUUACUUCCUCCUACGUCGCAUCUACGCAUUCGUGCCCUACCUUCAUAAAUCAUAAGACUCUUCCAACUGUUUAAAUUCUUAAUUGAGUCGAUGAGCCACGACCGGAGAUUUAAAUAAUCACAAAUCACUAAUCAUUAUUUUAAUUAAGCCUUCAUUUCCAAUGAUUAUCCUAUUUUUUACUUCAAAAUAGAAAAACUCUAUAAUAGAUGAGUUUUGCUCCAAUAUUUUUCUUUUUAAUAAAGAUCUUCAAAUAUAGAGUAAAAUAUAGAAAAAUGCAAUUUCUUCUCCUAUAAAUAGAGGAAAAAAUAGCAAUUUCUAUAUUAAAACAAAAAUAUAGAUGAACUGAAGUAAUUUUGCCUUUAAAUGCUAUUAUAAAAGCAAAUAGAGUUGAGUUGGAGAUGCUCCAAAACACAUUUUACUCUCAAAAUUAUCAAUUGACUUAUGUUUUAUAGUAUAAAAAUUUGUUUAAUACAAAAUAGCCAAACGAUAUAAAAAUGAAAUCAUGUAGUUUAGUCCUUUCAUUUUGUUCGCUUUAUACUCAAAAUUGGCUUUUGCUAAAUAUACAUGGUGAUUACUAACCUCUUUGUCGGUAUAAAUGUUUAGAUCAUGAAAACAUGUUAUCCAAAGUAAUGAUAUACAGUUUUCUUGCCUAACUCCACUAACACAGCUAACAAUAUUAUAUUUACCAACUACUACUUGAAUUUUAAUUUGAUUUAGAAGAGAUUGAUUCAUUGAAAUCUUGUUUAUACUAAUCAGUUAACAAAUCCUAACUUAUUUAUUAUUGUUGAUAUCGAAACAAAUCCCACAAGUUAAUAUUCUAGCCUAAUUUCAUUUUCACAUCUUAAGGCAAUAAAAAUUUACAAAAGCAAAUUAUAGAAAAAAAAUCUUAAGGCAACAAAAAUAAAGAACAACAUAAGAAGCUAUAAUAGUUUAUUUUGGGAAGAAAAUCAAGCCAUAAUAGUUUUUAUAAAGAAAACCCAAGCUAUAAUAGUUUCAUACCUACUAAGUUAGGAAUUUGUAAUUUCUUUAUACAUAUAAAAUUAGCUAGCUGGUCAAUAAACAAUUAGCACUUUUCGAAAGGUCCAUUUCUAAGGAAGUUGGAGACCGUCCUUUUAAACUAAUUCCCCUGCACCAUCCCCUUAUAUAUAUCGGGUGUCUAAUUCUACAUCUUAUUCCUUUUUAUAUUCUCUAACCAAUUACAAACAAAAUGUGAUAAGUAUUAUUUAAUUUUAUUAUCGAAACUCGUAUCUUCCUUCCUCUCCAUCCUUUUUCAUCUACCUUUGAAUCUAUUCAUACUUGUAUAUAAAGCUUUACUUCCUCCUCUGCUACACCUUUUCUAUCAAUAACCAAAACACAUUCAUUGUUUUAAACCCUAAACCCUACACUCCAAACAUCUGAGCUACCACCAAAAACAAAAAUGAGACCCUUUGGUUUGAUCGUUACGGUCAUGUUCUUGGUCUCAGCCUUUUCGGAAUCAAGAACCGCCGAUUGCAGAGUUCUCCUUGGUGGUUCAUGGGAGGAUCAAUCUAAGAAUCACGGAGUUGAUUUGCGAAGUAAAGAAUUGUUAAGGGUCGUGAUACGUGGUUAUAAAAGGCUACAAUCGCUCUCUUCAGCUGGAGAGAGGAUGCACACAAUGGCUUCAGGACCGAGCAGGAGAGGUGCUGGUCACUAAAAGACUGUUAAUCCAUGCACUUACAUUAUUUCUAUAAAUCAAUAUUGCUUAGCUCAGGUUAUAGUAAAUAGUUUUCAGUUGUUAUAGGUUAUUAUAUUUAUUCAGUCGUCAAAGAUCAACGUAAAGUUUAGAGGGGAAAUAUUCUUUGAUCAUACAAUAGUUGGUUCCUUCUAAUAAAAAUCACGUGCCAAUAAUUGAUAAUUUUGUUUUUGAUUGAAUUUAUAGUUUGAGAUCCAAGUUAACCGUGUAAAUUCGAGAUGAAUCAGUUUUUUUUUUCCAUUAUGGUGCAUUACAAAUGAAACAACCACAACACUCAUCAAAAGCGUUAACAGCAAAACUACUCUCAUAAAGAAUACAAUGUUAUUUCAUGCUAUACUACUACAUAGUAGUUAGAAAUUGGAUUAAUAUCGGUUGCAACUUCCAUGAUUGAUGAGAUGCAAACACAUAUUUUGUGUUCAAAGCGUUGGCCUUUGGGGUAUUAAAAGGGACAUUUUGUUUUGUUGUCCUUCUAUGGGAGCCGGAAAUAUAGAAGCUAUAAGCUUCACAUACACUGUUCGGAAUAAGGCCCAAUUAGGACGAUUAUUACAAAGCUAGUCGAAUUUAUCUACAAUGACAGUUUUUUUUUUAAAAAAAAAUAUUUAUUAUUACUAAAUUGCUUUGGAAAAUUGACAAAAAGUUUGAAUAAAUAAUUCUCUUUAACCAAAAAUAUAUAGAUAUUAAGUUUUGUUAAUUUGGAACGGUAAGGAGAAAAUUAAUAAAAAGCCUAUUUAAAGGCCUGUUUAAAUUUUCUUUUUUUACACACCAACGAGCAUUUUCUACUAUAUGAUUCAUAUCUUUUUUGCUGAUUUUUGUUGUAAACUUACAAGCAAAAGACAGAGAAGGCGACGAUGAGUACGAUGAAACCAAGUCGGAGCGACGAAGUAUCCGACCCAGAUCAGCAGAUCAAGAACUCUAACGAGAUCAGAGCUUGUUUCGAUUCCUUGGCACCUAAGCGACCCACUAAACCCACCCGGAACGAGCCAGCACCUCUAGGAUCUUUCUCUACUUCCGACCAAACCACAGACCACCCAGAGGCUGACAAGUUCCAAAAUUUCCAGUCACAAACUCAUAGUAAUAUUUUGCACGAAUGAGGUUCAGCUGCUGUUCAAGAGGAGUUCUUAGAGACAGGGGAUUACACGAACCUCCCCGCCAUUGAUAAGCAACAUCACACGGUUCUCUUUUUAUCUCCCUCUCCCUCUCUCUCUCUGUAAUUCAUAAUCUCAGCUGAAGAUAUUUAAUUUUAUAGUAAAAUGUGGCUUUGUUUCUCUGGAACUAGACCGGAAGUGGGUUUAUCAAAGUGGUGAAGGAAGACGGUGGCGAAGAUACCUUUACAGCCGCCGCUGCACUCGACGACGGAGGAGAAAAGGCGGUCUGCAGAAGCAACCCGGCUAUGAACGACUGGAUUGUUGGGUUCCUUCUAGAUGGAGGAAACCCAAAUGGGUUUGGUUGGUGAUAACCAAACUUGGUGAUAGGCUAUUGAUAUUAGUCCAUGAGAUUAGUAUUGGGCCUUGGAGGUUAUUAAGGUUAGUGAGACACAUAUAUAAAGUCUCUUAACCCAGUUUGUGAGGGGACAGAACACAAGAAAGAAAGAAGAGUACUCAAGAAGACUCUUGACACAAAAGAGAGAAAAGGAGAGAAGAGACAGAUUUUCGUCUGGGUUUGUCAAGGCAGGUUUGGAGGGUCAAACGGAUCCGGAUCGGACUGAUAUUUUGUGGGAAGUUUCGUCAGUCAGUGGGUUAAAGGUUCACCGAAGGGAUUUGGAUUCUAACGGUUGGAUCUUCUGUUGUCUGGAUUUUCGUGAAGCUGGUCGUCACAGUUCUUCAGUGGUGCUGUCUUGAGUGUUUGGUAAAUCCGACGGUGAGAUCUUCUCUGAUUGAGCUGAUAUUUGGCAGAGGUGUUACUGACUUGUUCAUCUUGGAUUUGUACGGUGGGAUUAGUCUCUGGUUGCCGGAAUACUUGUGAGCUGAGAUCGUUUGGUUGCUGCCGGUUUUGAAGCUUUGUGUUGCUCUCUUAUUGUUGUUGUUCUUGUGUUGGAGAUAGCUCUUUGAAGCUAGUGUCUCUGUUCUGUUCAGGCUGUUGAACAGGGAGGACGUGGUUGUACUCACAUACAUUUAUAUAGGGGAUUGUUGAGUGGACUACGGUCCCGUAGUUUUUCCUUCUCACAUCGAGGAGGUUUUCCACGUUAAAA